Molecule: messenger RNA, 1616 nt
Organism: Sorex fumeus (smoky shrew)
Lineage: Eukaryota; Metazoa; Chordata; Mammalia; Eulipotyphla; Soricidae
Gene: MRM3
Product: mitochondrial rRNA methyltransferase 3
Exons: 4
Coding region: 5-1276 (423 amino acids)
Biological process (GO): RNA processing
Molecular function (GO): RNA methyltransferase activity; RNA binding
Source: RefSeq, a predicted model, not a curated record
GAAGAUGGCGGCGCUGGGCAGAGGCGUGCGCUGGGCCGCGCGGCCGUUCCUGCCGAGCCGCCAGAGCUGGGAGCUCGGUGCGCGGCGCUGGGUCCGGGCCCUGCGGCGGAGGCCCGUGAGAGUGACCUUUCCAGACGGACGAGUGGAGGAGCGGAAGCCCGCUCCUGGGAAGCUGCCCCGGAAGGCGGCGGUCGAGGCCAGCCCCCGGGAGCGGAGGCCGCCGCCGCCGCCCGAGCCCACGCCCCAGGCUCCCCGCACCUGGGAAGAGUCGGGGCUUCGCUAUGAUAAGGCAGCCCCGGGGGACAAGCGGCUGAGCAGCGCCAUGACAAUAGUUAAAUCCCGAUCGUUUCGGGAAAAGCAAGGCAAGAUUCUGCUGGAAGGCCGCAGAUUGAUCGCCGAUGCUCUCCGAGCCGGCGCUAUGCCGCAGGUUUUCUUCUUUAGUCGGCUGGAAUACAUCAAGGAGCUGCCUCUUGACAAGCUGAAAGGUGUCAGCCUCGUUAAGGUGAAGUUCGAGGAUAUCAAGGAUUGGUCGGACCUAGUAACACCACAAGGAAUAAUGGGGGUUUUUGCCAAGCCGGAUCCUACUAAGAUGAAAUUUCCAGAGACUCAGCUUCACCAGUCACUGCCUUUGUUGUUGAUCUGUGACAAUCUCCGUGACCCUGGGAACCUGGGGACAGCUCUCAGAUCCGCUGCUGGGGCUGGCUGUUGUAAGGUCUUACUCACCAAAGGUUGUGUUGACGCCUGGGAGCCCAAAGUGCUGCGGGCAGGUAUGGGUGCGCAUUUCCAGGUGCCUGUCAUCAACAACCUGGAUUGGGAGUCGCUGCCCGGCUACCUGCCCCCUGACACCAGGGUCUUCGUAGCUGACAACUGUGGCCUUCAUGCCCAGGCCCAGAAGUCUGCUUCCGCCAGCGACCCCGGCUGGGUGUCCAGCCACCAGCUCAUGAAGCGUCACAAGUAUGAGGAGGAGGAAGACGGAGAACCAGAAGCCAGUGAAGGCUGGCUCCCAGAACUCGAGGUGCAGAGUUACGACUUGGACUGGACGGAGGCCCCCGCAGCGGUGGUGAUAGGUGGGGAGACCCACGGGGUGAGCCUGGAGUCCCUGCAGCUGGCCGCGAGCACCGGGGGCAGGCGGCUGCUCAUUCCUGUCGUGCCUGGCGUGGACAGCCUCAACUCUGCCAUGGCGGCAAGCAUCUUGCUGUUUGAAGGGAGGCGGCAGUGGCGGGCCAAGGCCGUGCACUCAGGCAGGGACAGGAGUGGCCUAGGAGGGGCACCCUAGCCGGCUGUCUCCAGACCCUGCUCUGCAAGUUCUUGUCAGGCGAGGCGGGUACUGUGGCCCCCAGCCACAGCAGGCAACAAUGAACAGUGUGAUGGAUGCCCUUGGUAUUGAAGAACUCAGUUUUUAUGAAUUUCUGCUCAUCCUCAAAAAAAUAAGGAAGGUUAAAAAUUCUGUUUUUCCUAAGAUCAUUCACCUCCAACUUUUUGGUGGUUCUUUGGUUUUGGUUUUGUUUUGGGGCCACCUCUGGUGGUGUUCAGGGCUUAUUCAUGGCUCUGCACUCAGGGAUCACUCCAUGGAGGGGCUCUGGGGACAUAGAGACCUGGUUGGCUUCAAGGUAGAU